Messenger RNA from Rotaria sp. Silwood1, 876 nucleotides. NCBI's taxonomy places the organism in Eukaryota, Metazoa, Rotifera, Eurotatoria, Philodinida, Philodinidae. The record is from the annotation of a GenBank genome assembly.
AUGUUAUUUCUUCAUCGAGUAUUUGGUUAUCGAGGUGUGAUUUUAUUUUCUUGGCUUGCAAGAGUAUUUGAUCGAUCAGAUGAACGUUCAAAUGUAUCAUCACCUUUUACAAUAUCAUCAUCACAACCAAAUAUAUAUGAAAUUCGUGCACAAUCAGUAACUUAUUAUCAAGUUUUAAUUGAUACACGUGAUAUACCAUAUAUUCGAGCUCAAACAGAAGCUGUAACAUUUUUCGGUAAUCAAGAACAAGAUCGAAAUCUUUAUGCUAUACCUGGUCUUGAUUAUGUUGCACAUGAAGAUGUUAUGCCAUAUACAAGUACGGAACGAGUACCACUGGAACACGAACUGUUUGAUAAAUUUUUCCUACAUGAUCCUGAUGCAAAUCUUCAAGUUCCGAAUUUUGUACCAAGUGAACAUUUAAAAUCUUGGCAAAAACGACAUCAUCUUUGGCUUGAAUUAUCUGAUGUAUCAAAAGAUAUUACACAUCAUAUUCGAGUUACUGUUAUACCAUUUUAUAUAGGUUCUCGUUUAGCACAAGAUAUGAAUUUACAUUGGUGGCGUUAUUUAAUUCGUAUUGAAAAUUUAAAUCCUGAUGAACCUGUAACAUUACGUGAACGUCAUUGGCGUAUAUUUAGUUUAUCUGGUUCAUUAGAAACUGUUCGUGGUAAAGGUGUUGUUGGACAAGAACCAAGAUUAUCAAAAGAACAUCCUGCUUUUCAAUAUUCAUCACAUGUAUCAUUACCAGCAACAAGUGGUCAUAUGUGGGGAACUUUCAAAAUGGAAAAAGAUGAUGGAACAUUUAUUGAAGUUCGAAUACCAGCUUUUAAUUUAGAAUGUAAAUUACAUUCAACCCCCGGUGGAAAUUCUUCAUUGUAA